GAGGGAGGGAAGAGCAGCGCCGACACUUGACUGUGUGAGCUCCGAGCGACUCACACACGCUUCGAAAACUUUUGUUCCGCGGUCAUAUCGGGUUGUAAAGUCAAUGUAUCUUUCAGAAACUCGAGCACCACGCUGAGCGCUCAUGAGCGGAGUCGCGCGCGGGGAACCCUGGAGGUUGACUUGAGAGCUUUGGACUCCAGCUGCUGCAGGACUCGGAGAGACAUGGAGCUUCAGUGAGUUGUAAUGCUUUGGGGUGUUUUCAGAAGAAACGGGACCCAGAAGUGAAAGGUUUUGGAGACCCAGAACCAGCAGCAGCAUGUCGGACUCUGCCUCCAGCUUCCUUCACAUUGGAGAUAUCGUGUCUAUGUACGCGGAGGGAACUGUCAAUGGCUUCAUCAGUACUCUGGGGUUGGUGGAUGACCGUUGUGUGGUUGAACCAGCUGCCGGAGAUUUGGAUAAUCCUCCGAAGAAAUUCAGGGACUGCCUGUUCAAGGUGUGUCCCAUGAGUCGGUACUCCGCUCAGAAACAGUUCUGGAAAGCGAAGCAGGCCAAACAUGAGAAGGAUAAGAUUGGGGAUGUUGUGCUGCUACAAAAACUGCAGCAUGCGUCCAACCUUGAGCAGAAGCAGAAUGAAACAGAAAACAAAAAAGUCCAUGGAGACGUAGUGAAGUAUGGAACGGUCAUACAGUUGCUCCACAUGAAGAGUAACAAGUACCUGACGGUGAACAAGCGUCUCCCUGCUCUGCUGGAGAAGAAUGCCAUGAGGGUCACUCUGGACGGCACAGGGAAUGAGGGUUCCUGGCUUUUCAUCCAGCCAUUUUGGAAGCUGAGAGCCAAUGGUGACAAUGUGGUGGUGGGAGAUAAAGUCAUCCUCAACCCUGUAAAUGCAGGUCAGCCGCUUCAUGCUUCCAACUAUGAGCUGACUGACCAUCCAGGAUGCAAAGAGGUUAAUUCUGUCAACUGCAACACCAGCUGGAAGAUCAACCUGUUCAUGAUGUUCAGCGACCACAGAGAGGAGGUUCUAAAAGGCGGUGAUGUGGUGCGUCUCUUUCACGCUGAGCAGGAGAAGUUUCUCACCUGUGAUGAGUAUAAAAGCAAGCUCCACGUCUUCCUCCGGACCACACUGAGGCAGUCUGCCACCUCAGCCACCAGCUCUAACGCUCUGUGGGAAGUUGAGGUAGUACAUCAUGAUCCAUGUCGUGGGGGUGCUGGACACUGGAACAGCCUCUACCGGUUUAAGCAUCUUGCCACUGGAAACUAUUUGGCGGCAGAGGAGAAUCCUGGAUAUAAGGGCGAUAAUGCUGAGCUCUCUUCGUCUUUGGAUAGCAGCCGUAGCAACAAGCGCUCCCAUGGUGAGAGGAUCAAGUACAAGCUCGUCGCUGUGCCUCAUGGGAACGACAUUGCUUCGCUGUUUGAGCUUGACCCCACCACACUCCAAAAGACAGACUCCUUUGUGCCACGGAACUCAUACGUGCGAUUAAGGCAUCUGUGCACAAACACUUGGAUCCAGAGCACAAAUGUCCCUAUCGAUAUAGACGAAGAGAGACCCAUCAGACUCAUGUUGGGAACCUGCGCGACUAAGGAGGACAAAGAGGCUUUUGCCAUCGUCUCAGUUCCUGUGAUGGAAAUCAGAGAUCUGGACUUUGCCAACGAUGCAAGUGCCAUGUUAAGCACCGUUGUGGACCAAUUCAGUCAAGGUUUCAUCAGCCAGAAUGAUCGUCGCUUUGCCAUCAAACUGCUGGAGGAUGUGGUUUUCUUUGUGGCAGAUGUUAUCAACAGUGGUCAGCCCGUGCUUGACAUCGUCAUGACCAAAGCCAACCGAGAGAGACAGAAGCUGAUGCGAGAGCAGAACAUUUUGAAACAGAUCUUUGGGAUCAUUAAAGUUCCUUUUAAAGACCGAGGGGGAGGUGAGGGGCCUCUGCUGCGGCUAGAAGAGCUGGCCGACCAGAAAAACGCUCCCUACCAGUACAUGUUCCGUCUGUGCUACAGAGUCCUGCGUCAUUCUCAGGAAGACUACCGUAAAAACCAGGAGCACAUAGCAAAGCAGUUUGGUGUGAUGCAGAGUCAGAUUGGCUACGACAUCCUGGCUGAAGACACAAUCACCGCGCUGCUGCACAACAACCGAAAGCUACUGGAGAAACACAUCACCAAAACCGAAGUGGAAACUUUCGUAAGCCUUGUCCGGAAGAAUCGAGAGCCCAGGUUUCUGGACUACCUGUCAGACCUUUGUGUGUCCAACAAUGUGGCCAUCCCUGUCACCCAGGAGCUCAUCUGUAAAUGCGUCUUGGACCCCAAAAACCAGGACAUCCUCAUCAAGACUGAACGUCGCAUCCCCAAAGAGCCGCCUUCAGGUGGCGUUCAGGGUGACUAUCUGGACGAUUUUGCCGAUGAGGACGAGGUGUGGCUGGUGUGGACUGACAAGACCAACGAGAGGCAGGAGAAGAGCAUCAGACACCUGGCACAAGAGGCCAGGCAGGGGAACACCCAUGAUGAGAAUGUUCUAACCUAUUACAGGUAUCAGUUGAAGCUUUUUGCCCGGAUGUGUUUGGAUCGUCAGUAUCUUGCCAUCGAUGAGAUCUCCAAGCAGCUUGAUGUGGAGCUCAUCUUCCUGUGCAUGAUGGAUGAGACUCUGCCCUUCGACCUGCGAGCCUCUUUCUGUCGUCUCAUGCUACACGCACAUGUAGACCGAGACCCACAAGAACUGGUCACCCCAGUCAAGUUUGCCCGACUCUGGACUGAAAUCCCGACAUCAAUCACCAUAAAAGAUUACGACUCUAACAUGGAUGACAGCAGAGACAACAAGAAGAACCGUUUCUCCAACACUAUGGUAUUUAUGGAAGAAUACCUCAACAAUGUGUUGAAUGAUGAAGUUCCAUUUCAUAAUGAAGAGAAGAACAAGCUCACCUAUGAGGUGGUGAGUUUAGCCAGACACCUGAUCUACUUUGGUUUCUACAGUUUCUUUGAGCUUCUCAGACUCACAAGAACGUUGUUGGGCAUCAUUGACUGUAGGCCGAACCCAAAUACUGGGAUGAUGUUCAGUGAUGACGGAUCAGGGAAGAACGUGAAGCGAUCCAUACAUGGCAUGGGUGCGAUGAUGUCCACCAUGGUCCUUGCCAGAAAGCAGUCUAUAUUUGGAGGUCCAGGGGCAAGAGGGGCUGGACUGGGUGCUGCACUUGAUGGACAGAGAUUAGGAAAAGAUAGUAUCGACAAGAUGGACCUGACAGUGAUGGACACCAAGCUGAAAAUACUGGAGAUAUUACAGUUUAUCCUGAAUGUCCGCCUGGACUACCGCCUCUCCUUCCUGCUCUCUGUGUUCAAGAAAGAGUUUGUGGAUGUUUAUCCAAUGGCUGACGCAGAUGCGACCACCAAUCUGGAGCAUGCCGGCAUUCCAAUCAGCACGGAAACUACAGCUACAAUUAACCUUCAGCACAUUGGAGAACAAGCAGAGGCCAUGUUUGGAGUUGGUAAAGGGAACAGUAUUUUGGAGGUGGAUGAUGAAGGCGGCCGUAUGUUUCUGCGGGUUCUCAUCCAUCUCACCAUGCACGACUACCCUCCUCUGGUGUCUGGAGCUCUUCAGCUGCUUUUUAGACAUUUCAGCCAAAGACAGGAAGUGCUGCAUACCUUUAAGCAGGUGCAACUGCUGAUCUCAGCUCAGGACGUGGAGAACUACAAGUUGAUCAAGGCUGACCUGGACCGCCUUCGCACCCUAGUGGAGAAAUCUGAACUCUGGGUGGAGAAGAAGAGCUCAGGGGGAGGAGAUGGAAAGAAGGAAAAGAAAGAUAAGAAAGAGAAAACUGAGGGGGCUUUAGAGGACAGCACACCCAAGAAGGACAAACAGGAGAAGAGCAACGAGAACUACCAGAAUGUCAAAGAGAUCCUGGAGAGGUUGAAUAAAAUGUGCAGCAGUGGAGUUUGGAAGAAGCAGCAACGGUUGCUGAAAAACAUGGGAGCACAUAAAGUCAUGUUGGAUCUGCUGCAAGUGUCCUAUGACCAGAAUGACGUGAAGAUGCAGGAGAUCAUCAAGUUCACUCACCUGUUCCUCCAGAAGUUUUGCAUGGGGAACCAGGAGAACCAGGCUCUGCUGCACAAGAGUCUCAACCUUUUCCUAAAUCCUGGGCUUCUAGAGGCUGAGACGGUGCAAUACAUCUUCAGCAACAACUACCAGCUCUGCACUGAGAUCUCUGAAAGUGUCCUCCAACACUUCAUCCACUGCCUGGCCACACAUGGCCGCCAUGUUCAGUACCUCAACUUUCUCCACACCAUCAUUAAGGCUGAGGGAAAGUAUGUGAAGAAGUGUCAGGACAUGAUCAUGACCGAGUUAACUAAUGCGGGUGAGGACGUUGUCGUCUUCUAUAAUGACAAAGCUUCCUUUAACACCAUGCUGGAGUUGAUGGCGGAGAGCAGGGAAGGAGUUGCAGAGAACAGUCCACUCAGGUAUCACAUAUCUCUGGUUGAGUUGUUGGCAGCCUGUGCUGAAGGGAAGAACGUUUACACAGAGAUCAAGUGCACUUCGCUGCUGCCUCUUGAAGAUGUGGUUCGAGUUGUGACACAUGACGACUGCAUCACAGAGGUCAAAAUUGCAUAUGUGAACUUUGUCAAUCACUGCUACGUGGACACUGAAGUGGAGAUGAAAGAAAUCUACACAUCCAACCACAUUUGGAAGCUGUUUGAAGACUUCACCGCUGACAUGGCCAGAGUCUGUAAUAAAAGAGACAAGCGGCUGUCAGAUCCAAUCCUGGAGAAGUACAUCAUCAAUGUUGUGUUUGACACCAUCAAUGCCUUCUUCAGCUCUCCUUUCUCUGAGAACAGCACCUCUCUUCAGAGCCAUCACACCAUCGUCACACAGCUGCUCCAGUCGUCCGUCAGACUACUGGACUGCCCCUGGCUGCAGCAGCAACACAGGGGUCAAGUAGAGACCUGCAUCAAGACAUUGGCUAUGACAGCUAAAAGUCGCUCCAUCGCCAUUCCUCUGGAUCUGGAGGCUCAAAUCAGUUCGAUGUUGUCAAGUUCGGCUCUCAACAUGCUAUCCCGCUCCAACCCCAACUACAAGUCCUCUACACGUUCCACUCGACCCAUUGCUCCCAGCAACCCCUGGGACUACAAGAACAUCAUCGAGAAAUUGCAGGACAUCAUCAACACACUGGAGGAACGUCUGAAGCCCCUCGUGAAUGCAGAGCUGUCGGUACUGGUGGACGUACUUCAUCAGCCCGAGUUGCUGUUCUUAGAAGGGACUGAUGCCCGACAGAGGUGCGAGUCGGGAGGCUUCAUCUGCAAGUUGAUUCAGCACACCAAGGCGUUAAUGUCUUCAGAAGAAAAGUUGUGCAUCAAAGUGUUGAGAACACUUCAAGAGAUGUUGAUACGAACUUUGGAUUUUGAUGACAAGGGAAUCAGUCUUCGGAAAGUUUUGCUUCAGAACUACCUCUACCCAAACAAGAAAAACAGCCCUAAAAACGAUCUGGCUGAGCUUGGCGCAGCUGGAGGCGAGCAGGAGCGUGACUGGGCGGCCGUGGCAGCAGUUCAGUGUCGCCUGGACAAAGAAGGAGCAACAAAGCUGUUCACAGAUCUAGUGAUGAGCACAAAGACUGACAAAAUCUUCCAGGAGAGUAUUCAGUUGGCUAUAUGUUUGCUGGAGGGAGGAAACACAGAGAUUCAGAACUCCUUCUAUAAGCUAAUGAUGGGCGACAACAAGUCAGAGAAGUUCUUCAAGGUGCUGGAUGACCGUAUGAAAGAAGCACAGACUGACAUCAAAGCUACAGUGUCUGUGAACGUAGGAGAGAUGACUCACAAGGCCAAUGAGAAAGAGCUGGAGAGUGGUGCGUCUGCGGCUUUGGUUCUAAACGGCACAGGUGGUCACCAGUUAUUGGUCCCGGGUCCGUCCAUUGCCCCGGUAUCAGGACCCUCAUCCCACCCGGCCCAGCCAGAGUCUGAACAAAGAGAGAUUGACACAGAGAUGGGUCCAGCAGUCACCAUGAUGAAGCCAAUCCUGAGGUUUCUGCAGCUGCUUUGUGAGAACCACAACCAGGACCUGCAGAACUUUCUGCGUUGUCAGAACAACAAGACCAACUACAACCUGGUGUGUGAGACUCUGCAGUUCCUUGACAUCAUGUGUGGAAGCACCACUGGCGGGUUGGGUCUCCUUGGCCUCUACAUCAAUGAAUCAAACGUCCACCUCAUCACUCAGACCCUGGAGACCUUGACUGAGUACUGCCAGGGCCCCUGUCAGGAGAACCAGACAUGCAUUGUGACACAUGAGUGCAAUGGUAUUGACAUUAUAACGGCUCUGAUCUUGAAUGACAUAAGUCCGCUCUGCCGCUACCAAAUGGAGAUGGUGCUUCAGCUGAAGGACAAUGCUUCCAAGCUGCUCUUGGCGCUGAUGGAGAGUCGUCAUGACAGUGAGAACGCAGAGAGGAUUCUGUUUAACCUCCGACCUCGAGAGCUGGUGGAGGUGAUAAAGAAGUUGUACAACCAAGAGAAUGAAUGUGAAGGUGGAGAGGUCUCUCCUCGUGAGGUGGCACACAACAUAUACAUCCUGGCUCAGCAGUUGGCGCGACACAACAAGGCACUGCACAACCUUCUGAAACCACCUAAAAAGAAUAAAGAAGGAGAUGAAGGCAUAUCCUCAAUGUUGAACCUGAACAAUCGCCCGCUGUCCCAGAUGUUGAAGUCCACUGCUCCAGCAGAUGUUUUGGAACAGGACCCGCUCGAGUAUUAUGACCAGCUUACGUCUCAAAUUGAGAUAGUGCGAGAUGAUCGCAGCAUGGAGCAGAUCGUGUUUCCUGUUCACCCCAUCUGUGAGUUCCUGACCGAAGAAUCCAAGUGUCGCGUCUUUAACACUACAGAGCAGGAUGAGCAGGGGUCAAAGGUCACUCAUUUCUUUGAGCAAACCUCUUUCCUCCAUGGAGAGAUGGAGUGGCAGAAAAAGCUCAGGAGUAUGCCAGUGCUGUACUGGUUCUCCAGGAGGAUGACUCUGUGGGGAACCAUUUCCUUCAACCUGGCUGUCUUCAUCAACCUCAUCAUAGCUUUCUUCUACCCGUAUGCAUCAGGACAAGCUGGAGCAAUAGAUGACUCAAUGCUGCUGAUGCUGUUCUGGAUCCUAACUGGCCUGUCAGUGCUGGGUUUGUUCUCGCAGCGUUAUGGCCUCCAGCCACUGACCCUGGCCUUGAUACUGAGGUCCAUCUAUCACUUUGGCAUAGGAAACACUCUCAUCGUGCUUGGAACACUCAAUCUUAUAAAUAAAAUCGUCUUCGUUGUAAGUUUUGUUGGAAACAAUGGGACCUUCAUUAUGGGAUAUAAGGCCAUGGUGAUGGAUGUGGAGUUUCUGUACCAUCUGGGUUAUGCCCUAACCUCCACUCUGGGACUGUUUGUCCAUGAGCUUUUCUACAGCAUCCUGCUCUUUGAUCUGAUCUAUCGGGAGGAGACCCUCUUUAAUGUGAUUAAGAGUGUGACCCGGAACGGUCGCUCCAUUCUGCUGACGGCUCUGCUCGCCCUCAUCCUCGUCUACCUCUUCUCCAUCGUCGGAUUCCUCUGCCUCAAAGAGGAUUUCAUCAUGGAGGUCGAUCCGCUGGCACAAAUUGCACAAGCUCCUCAGCCGAGUGAAGCAUCUCAGGACUUCCUCAACUCCUGUUCUGCAGACAAAGUGAGCUGCACAGCUGAGACCGGUGUCAUGGCGGACACAGAAGAUGAAGAGGAGGCCAACACAGAGAGAGCGUGCGACACGUUGCUGAUGUGUAUUGUGACGGUGUUGAAUCAUGGCCUGAGGAACGGCGGAGGAGUUGGUGAUGUUCUCCGCAAACCUUCCAAAAAUGAGCCAUUGUUCCCAGCCAGAGUUGUGUAUGAUUUGCUGUUCUACUUCAUUGUCAUCAUCAUCGUCCUCAACUUGAUCUUUGGUGUCAUUAUCGACACUUUUGCCGACUUGAGAAGUGAAAAACAAAAGAAGGAGGAAAUCCUGAAAACAACUUGUUUUAUUUGUGGUUUGGAGAGAGAUAAAUUUGACAACAAGACGGUUUCAUUUGAAGAGCACAUCAAACUGGAGCACAACAUUUGGAAUUACUUGUACUUCAUCGUACUGGUCCGAGAGAAGAACAAGACCGACUACACCGGUCCUGAGAGUUAUGUCGCUCACAUGAUCAAGAACAACAAUCUAGACUGGUUCCCGAGGAUGCAGGCCAUGUCCCUGGUGGUGACCGACGGUGACGGAGAGCAGAACGAAAUGAGGAUGUUGCAGGAUAAGCUGGCUUCAACGAUGAAGGUGGUGCUCACCUUGACCACACAGCUGAACGAGCUGAAAGAGCAGAUGACAGAGCAAAGGAAGAGGAGGCAGAGAAUGGGCUUCGUGGAUGUCCAGCAGGGAGCAGCCAGCGCCGCUAUCCCUCCCAGCGCUGCCGGAGGAAACCACCAGGUGUACAAAACGUAGACCUAUGGUCAGACUUCUGCUGCUGUCAGUCGCCAGACAGCUGGACUUUUGUCAUCUGGAAAAAGAGAGUAGCUCUGAGGUUGUUGUUUAACGUACUGCUUUCAUGCUUCUAAUAUGGAAGUCAUUCAUCUUCCAAGUUUUCUCUGGCUUCUAAAAAUAAUAGAAACAGAUGUACAAACAUUGCACAGUUCCUUUUAACCCUUUGAGGACACACCUUUGCAUAAAGAGGGAUUCUAUUUUUUUUUUUAAUUGUUCCCUGGUUGCUAGAAGACUUGAACAUGGUCAUUUUGUCUGGGGUGAAGUGUGGAGUAAUAUAUUUAUAAUACUGUGGGAUUUUUUGUUUUAACAAUGUAAAUUAGCUCAGUGCUAACACUGGAUUGAAUGAAACUGCUCGUGUGAGCAGUAGGGUACUACAAAUGUCAUGAAGUUUGAACCUUGAGUUUGAAGUAACUAAAUAUAUUUUCUGUGAUCACUUUGUGUUAUUCUUGUUUUGAUAACUUCAUCGGGAGGAAGUCCGUCUGAAAAUAUUUGUCCGAAACACUUCUGUAUUUGAGCUUGCCACUGACAUCAGCUUCAAACAUUUCAUUGGAUUCAUAUGAUUUGUUUUUGGAGAAGUUGCAGAUUAAAUCGUCCGUGGUGUUUUUAUUUUAUUUAUUUAUUCAUUCUUGAGGCUAUUACAUUAUUCAGCCACAAGAUGGGGAUAAAACACGGAGCUGUAGAUAACAAACGUGUACAUCCCGUAAUGUCAUAUUAAGAGCCUGAUCAUUAUGAAGACGAAUCACAAGAUUUUUUUCUUCCAUAAAUAAGAGUGGUAUGAACCAGAGUGCCAGACUAUCGGGACAGUUAUCAUGGCCCCUCUGCGGGAUGGCAGUCCCUGGAAGACCACCCUGGUCAAGUAUUGUUUUCUACAUUUUAAAAUGGCUUAAUCUCUCCGUCCAAAAGCAGUCAGC
Synchiropus splendidus (mandarinfish) is the source of this 9363-nucleotide messenger RNA. RefSeq names its product inositol 1,4,5-trisphosphate receptor, type 3 (gene itpr3). NCBI's taxonomy places the organism in Eukaryota, Metazoa, Chordata, Actinopteri, Syngnathiformes, Callionymidae. Gene Ontology annotation, molecular function: inositol 1,4,5-trisphosphate-gated calcium channel activity; inositol 1,4,5 trisphosphate binding. The coding region runs from base 317 to 8413 and encodes 2698 amino acids. The transcript has 61 exons. Gene Ontology annotation, biological process: calcium ion transmembrane transport. The record is from RefSeq and is a predicted model, not a curated record. Gene Ontology annotation, cellular component: membrane; endoplasmic reticulum.